Aspergillus pseudonomiae is the source of this 1527-nucleotide messenger RNA. RefSeq lists its product as uncharacterized. The coding region runs from base 1 to 1527 and encodes 508 amino acids. The record is from RefSeq and is a predicted model, not a curated record. The transcript is spliced from 3 exons. NCBI's taxonomy places the organism in Eukaryota, Fungi, Ascomycota, Eurotiomycetes, Eurotiales, Aspergillaceae.
AUGGACGAUGACACCGUCCCUUUCCCAGCACAGCUGGCUCUCGCAAUAGCAAUCGUCAAGCAUAAACCAGCAGACUUGAGUAUCAGAGAUUAUAUUCUGAACAUCAGACAGCAUAUCAAAGAUACUCGAGACGCAGACAAAUCCUAUACUCAUGACAAAGAUAGAUUCUUCGACAGCGUUUCCUUCUGGCAGCAGGCGUACGAAAAGUCCGAAGCAGAGCAGAGCAAACUAGUAGAUCGCAUUUACGACCUUGAGAGGCGUAAUGAAGCCCUCAGUGCUAGGUUACAGGUCCAAAAUACCCCGUUUGAGGCGGAACAGUCGUCGUCGAAGCGAAAGGUAACCGUUGGCGAAAAAGCCACUGGAGGUACAACGGCACGGAAAAGAACCAAGACGCAGAUGGGUUCUAAGGGUAUAUCGGAUCAUACCUCAGCUCCAUGGGAUGGACUUGAUCGACUUGAUUAUACGGAGGAGUCUAUCGGCCCAUUCAUGAGGCAUUAUUAUACGCUUCAGAAAGUCCUUCAGAAGAAGCCUAAUGGCUUGGAUAUUGUUAAGGCUGCGGUGAAUCUCUGCGAGACAACUGCAAAUGAAAUCUCAAAGGUAGUCUCGGAGAAAAGAGCGGCCCAUUGUACUUCGAGUAAUAAGGGCUCAACGCGGAUUGAAGGGCCGACUACCGCUGAAGUGUUUCGCUGCAUGGCAUGCGCUUUCCAAGUUCUCUUACGGGCGUUGAAAGCUUUAUCUGGAACAGAGAAUGUCAUACGAUAUUCCAAUCGUGUCAUCUACCAUAUUGUUCGCCUGUAUGAAGCAACGAUUAAUGCUUUAGAGCAACGGUGCAAGGUCAAAUCCGACGAGACACAGGCAUCCAAGCAAAAAUACGCAGCAACCAAAAAGAAGGUCAAAGAUAGACAGUUUCCUGAAUCCAAUAUGAACAUCGAUGAUGAGGUUGCUACGCAGAUGGCUCGACUGCUAAACACAAUGGCCUCCUCCCUUAACCCUGGGUGUCCGAGACACCAGGAUUUACUAGAAGGGUUUCUAUUCAUUUUGCUCAAUCGCGUCGGAAAGUUGCUGUGCAUGUUCGUCUUUCAGGAUCUAAAGCUACGAACUGAUCUUCGUGCGGACUCUACAAAGAUUCCACUCCCUAGAGGCUUGACAGCACUUGACCUCAACGAUAAUUCGUUGUGUUCAGCAGAGAUGGAGGCGAAGUGUCUAAUCUGGCUAUUAGAGAGAUCAUUGGUCGUAUUGCAUAGUUUUACUUCAUCUCCAUCGGCAUCUCGAGAUAGUGACGGAAGCAUAUUAUUUGUGGCAAAUAUCAAGGAAAGACUACAAAGCACUCUGCUCCAGGCUGUUUUUGGCACAGAUUCGACUUGGGGAAAGUCACUCCAGCGACCCGCGCUGACUGAUGAAGAUCUUCGCAAUCUACAACUACCUUCUCAGGACCCUGAUCAAUCAGUCCCAGACUGGUUCACGCAAGAGGUAUGGAAGCUAUUAGGAUGGGAAAUAUUGGUGAAAAGCAACGCUUCAAAGCUUUGA